GGGAGCGAGGCAGAGACACAGAGAGGGGAUUGAGAGGAGCAGGAGAGAGGAGGCUAUCUCUGGGCUGCUCUCCACUGCAGCGUCUGGCUUUCACUAAAAGGUCUAUGACCGUGUUUUUCCUGCGCUUGUUUGCCUAAUUUAUUCCUGCCGGGGCCAGCAGAAAGAAAGACGGAAAAGAAAAAAAAGGAAGAAAAAGGGACGGCGGGCAGAAUAGUAAAGAGUGCAACAGUACACCCUGACUUGCUGACAGGGAAUGCAGAGAGGUUCUGGCCUCUGGUUGUUACUGCUGGAUGGACAAGCACUGACAAAACAAGAGACAACACUUUGUGGAGCUUCGAGAGGAGGAGGAGGUUUCUCAACUCUUUUUUAUUUUUUUUUAUCUGUGACAUUUGAGCCCCGACAACAUUGUGCCCCUGAAGAGUUGGAGGAAAACAUAAUUUGACCACAAAAACACAGAAGAGGAGGAUUUUAUUUGAUGAACUUUGAUGAGUGAAAGGACUUCUUGUUUUAAUAUCAAGUGCCAGUUUCAGCUGGAUAUAAAAUACUUAAAAAGCUGUGACUCUAUGGUCAUAUCCUCUCUGAAUACCGAAGAAAGAAAUCCAAUUUGCAAAACUCCCCCUUUUCUCUCUCUCUUCUGGGACAUAUGACUGAGCAUUUCCAGAGCAAAACAGUAUCUUAUUUUUCCUCCUCAUCACUAUCACCUCUGCUUCUAUAACAGCCCCGACAAGUCAAGAGUGAGUCUGGACUAGAACUGCCUCAGAUCAGCAGAUAACAACUCUGCACGGCAGGAACUGGUUGGACUAGUUUAUAAGUUGGAGGAGAGGGCAGGGCAGUUUAACCCUGCCUGAAGGAGAGCUGUGUUUUAUUUUCCUCCCACUUGCUUGUCCUUUUGGGAGAAAGUCAAGCGCUGAGAGAGAGGGGCAGAGCUUCCUUCUUCAUUUGGACACUGACUCUGUUUUGUCCCUUGUCACUAUGCUUAGGGAUAGGUGAGGUGCUUUUUCUUCUUUACUUCUUCCGGGGGGGGGGGAGACGGAGAGAGAAAGUGGGAGGGAGGGUAGAGAGAGAGCAGGAGUCAAAGUGUAAUUUAUUGUUUCAAGUGAAAAGAGUAAGGCUGCACCCUUUUCCCCUGCCUGAACUCUGAACUACUCAAUGUGCGUCUGAAGUUUUCUCAGACCUCGGGAGCCAUUGAUCGGAGGUCAGGGUAGAGAACACAAGGGUGAAAGACAAGAACAGAGAGAGCAGAGAGGGAUUAAAGAAGAGCGAGAGAGAAAACAGCAUUGGGAAGGACCUCCAGGUCAUAACAACCAGACGGCAAAGGGGAGAAAGGUCAACACGGGAGAGUCCGGAACGACUUUUUAUCCCACUUCUUGAUCUUCUUGGACAAAAACCUGCUUUUUAUACAAAUCUGGAGCCACUGUUUUCUUGUCUGGAAUCAGUUUUAAGACUUUGAGGGCAGUUGGAAGCUGGGGGACAGGGCGGGUCUGUGUAUGAUCCACUCACAGGGCGGCGUGUCUCAGAGAAUAUGGCCAUGGUGAGCGGGGGAUGGGGCAACCCCAACGGGGACACUAAUGGACUGGGGGAGAAGGCUUACCUGAGGAGGGAGGAAGAGGACGGCUCGCCUCAGGCCGGGAGCAGCGAUGUGGACGUCGGGGACGAGGACAAGUCCUGCGUGGUGGACUGUGUGGUGUGCGGGGACAAGUCCAGCGGGAAGCAUUAUGGCGUGUUCACCUGUGAGGGCUGCAAGAGUUUCUUUAAGAGGAGCAUCAGACGAAACCUCAACUACUCCUGCAGAUCAAAUCGAGAAUGCCAAAUCGAUCAGCAUCACCGCAACCAGUGCCAAUACUGUCGUCUGAAGAAAUGUUUCCGUGUAGGAAUGCGCAAAGAAGCAGUCCAGAGGGGCCGAAUCCCUCCAUCUCACUCAGGUAUCAGUCCCAGCUCCCUGGCAGGCGGGGUUGGAGGUGCAGGACCGGGUCACAUCGGGGCGGACUACUUCAAUGGGCAGCCAGUCUCAGAGCUUAUCUCCCAGCUACUCCGGGCUGAGCCGUACCCCAGUAGCCGAUAUGGGACCCCCUACAGUCAGGCACAGAUGCAGGCAUCUGCGAGUGGAGCCUCCGUCAUGGGCAUCGACAGCAUCUGUGAGCUGGCAGCCCGACUCCUCUUCAGCACCAUCGAGUGGGCGAGAAACAUCCCGUACUUCCCAGAACUGCCCGUCUCAGAGCAGGUGGCGCUGCUGAGGCUGAGCUGGAGCGAGCUCUUCAUCCUGAACGCAGCUCAGUCGGCUCUGCCUCUACACAUGGCUCCCCUGCUCGCAGCAGCCGGGUUCCACUCAUCGCCCAUGUCUGCGGAGCGCGUGGUGUCCUUCAUGGACCAGGUCAGGGUUUUCCAGGACCAGGUGGACAAGCUGAACAGGCUGCAGGUGGACUCAGCCGAGUACAGCUGCCUCAAAGCCAUUGCACUCUUUUCACCUGAUGCAUGUGGUCUGACAGACCCAGCCCAUGUGGAGUCCCUGCAGGAAAAGGCCCAGGUCGCCCUCACAGAGUACGAGAGAUUGCAGUAUCCAAACCAGCCCCAGCGAUUCGGCCGCUUACUGCUGCGCCUCCCAGCUCUGCGUGCCGUGCCGGCCAACCUCAUCUCCCAGCUCUUCUUCAUGCGGCUGGUGGGCAAGACUCCCAUUGAGACGCUGAUCCGAGACAUGCAGCUAUCAGGGAGCUCCAUCAGCUGGCCCUACGUACCGGGACAGUGAACCCUCUGACUCCAGAGUGAGACAGACAGAGAUCAGAUCAGAGCUCACAAAGAUUAAAAACAAAGUACAAACUGAAAGUUAUGGAUGCAAACUGGGAUUUCAAGCGUUUAAGGUCCUUGUUUGUGAGUGUAGAGUUCAGCUUAUCCCACAUUGGCUCUGUAAAGUUUGGUGGAAGUCACACCAAAGCUGCUUUCAGGGGAACAAAAAUGUGUGAUUGUCUUUAUAUAAAUAUGUUUGCAGCACUUGCCAGUUUUGCUCUGACCUCUCUGCUCUCUCUCUGUCUCCUGGACAAAAACACAGGGCUUUAAUUAAAAUGCAGACUCUAACAUGAGGCCAUGUGCCUGUACUACCUCUUCCCACAUCACCCCUAAUGUGACUCUGUUUGAACCCAGGCUCUGUGUGUGUGUGUUUUUCCUCUACUUUGUUUUGGGGUUUUUUAAGUCAAAAUGAAGCCAUGGCAGUGCCACUUUUACAGGCAGAACUUUGUAUCUGUGACGUGUCGUGCAGCUCAUACCCACGUUCUGUCAUGUUUGAUAUGUGGAAUGAAAUUGUUUGUGAAGAUGUAUCACAGUAUCACCUUGUACAGCAUAAAAACAAAGAAGAUGCAUGUGCAUUGUAAUGUAUAUUGUACUAUAUGAAGUACUCUGCAACACAGUAAUUUGUAUGUCAGGUACUUAAAGGUGAAGUUAAGGGAAAUAUGCUUUUGCGCUUUCUAGCAGAGUUCAGCUGUGUUUUCACCUGUUUUUAUGCACAUUUUCAGCUUGCAUAAAAAAACAACAGAAGUAAAAAAACAAGAGAAGAAAAGUUGGUGUAUUAAAAAUAGCAAAAUGCAGAUUUAGCGAAUAUAUGAUGACGUCUUAAAGCAUGUGACUUCAAUGUCUACUGAAGCCUCUGCCCCGCUGAAGAGAAAAAAAAACAGAAGCAGGUUAAAACAGUCUCCUCACAGAUCUGAUGCAACCUUCCUCAAGCUUGUGCUCUUCUGCUGCAAUUAUAUAAAAUGGCAUCCAACAGGAAAAUUGGUGCCAGCUAAUGUACUGGAAACAAGUGUUCAUUCCCAUUUUCUCAAAAUUCUGUUAAAAACUAUUCGGAUGGAAACCUGGCUCGAGCUGAGAAAAUCGAUUCCACUUAGAUAUCUAUAAAUCUGAAGUUAGCUUAGCUUUGCAUAGACUGAAAACAGAAGCAAAAAACUAGCCUCGCUUCAUAUGAAAGUAACUUAAUCUGCAUACCAGCACCUCUAAAACUCACUAACACAUUUUCUUCUUUGUUAAAUCCAUAAAAUAUCAAUGUGCAGGACUAUUUCUUGGUCCAGAUGUGUAAUUUAGAAGUUUUGAAUGGUUGCAACAUCAGCCAAAUAACACGCAGGUUUUGUUUGGAUUGAACAAAUUAAAUAUAAUUUAAUAAUUAGUGAGUUUGAGAGGUGCUAGUAGUCUUGUCCAAUUUUUUCAACCUUUGCAGAGGCAGGCUACUCUCUGCAAGAAAGUGAACAACUGUAAUUUCCCUUUCCUUUAAUAUAGUCUAUACAAUAAUGUUCUUGUGACAGGAAAUGGAGAUGAAUGUAUCAAACACACCCUGGCUCUUCAGACAGUCACAUCCCUGUCAAACAUUAUUACCUCAUGGUUUAUGCAUCCUGGACAAAUAUUGUAUAUUUGUGUGCUAAAGAUAAAUAUAAAGGGAUCAAGGCACAGAAACCACAAACACUAAUAUUCCCCUAUAGACUGUCUGUCCAGGCUAAAAUGUGUUUGGGAAUGUUUAGAAAUGUAAUGCUAAAUGUAAGCCAAAGUCUGACAUAUCAUUUACAGAAAGCGAGUGACCGUUCUGAUAAAUCUCUGCAAACUGAAUACUUAUUUCCUCUACUUUAAUGAAGGCAGAGGUAGUUAAUUUUCUUUUUUUUCUCGUGUGUUUCUUCAAAAGCAGUGUAUUAAAUCACAACCUAAAAUGGACAGAGGUCACUUUCAGAUGAUUAUCAUGCUUGUGCAAGUGUGGUAAAGGUUAUGGUGUUUGUAGGUACUGAGAUAAAGGGUGCUAAGAAGUCAAAUUCAUGACUGUUGUUGCCAUGAAGUGCACCUCAAUGUGACAAAUGUUUUUCUUGCCAAAUUUAUUGACUGAAAGAAAAUAUAAUGAGGGGACAAACAUGUUUUUGGUCAGACUUUUUGUAUCAUCCAUUAAAAAAUAAGAUCCCUGAUGCUUUUAAACAACUUCAUCAACAGCUCAUUUAUGCUGUCCAUUAUUUUUUUGUGUUAUUUGUUGGAAUAUAAACGAUUGACUGUGUAGCUUUACGUUUAAAAGAAGCAUGUUUCCGUGACCAUGCCAAACCUUGAACCAAAAAAACAAAAAAAAAGCAAAACAACUUUUUAUGACUGGUUAUUUUUUGCAUUAAGAAAAAUAAAAGUAUGCAUAUUCCUUCUGUGGA
Molecule: messenger RNA, 5153 nt
Organism: Centropristis striata (black sea bass)
Lineage: Eukaryota; Metazoa; Chordata; Actinopteri; Perciformes; Serranidae
Product: nuclear receptor subfamily 2 group F member 6-like
Exons: 5
Coding region: 1523-2743 (406 amino acids)
Biological process (GO): negative regulation of transcription by RNA polymerase II; cell differentiation; anatomical structure development
Molecular function (GO): RNA polymerase II cis-regulatory region sequence-specific DNA binding; nuclear receptor activity; zinc ion binding
Source: RefSeq, a predicted model, not a curated record